GAGUUGAUAAUGCGAUGUACCACAAUAUUUUUUACCGCGAAAAAACUCAAGGAUUUUGAGCUGAUCAAUAAUACAAAAAAUCUACAAAAUAAUAAUAAGUCGACCAAGCCGGAAAUAGGCAAUUCAAAUGAUAAAUCAACUGCCGCUAUUACAGCGGCAAAAGCAACUACAACAACAACAACAAAUGAGAUUGCAAACAAAAUACUCAAUGAUACACAAACUAAUCUCAAAUUGAAACAAUUACAAAAUGUUAGUCUUAAUUUAAAUGUAAAUGUCGAUAAUGAACAAAUUCAUAAUAAUAUCAAUAACAAAAACAACAACAACAAUAACAACACAACGUCAUCAAACAAAUCAUUAGUCAUAAUAAGUAAUGAAAAUUGUAACAACUUACUAAAAACAACAGAAUAUGUGCCAGUGCAACAACAAAAAGAGAGAGAGCACGCAGAAGAGAGUUCAACUGAAAUAAUAACCACAACAACAACAACAACACAAACACCUGCAGAAACAACAGCGGUUAGCACGACUGCAAUAAACAAUAUGUGCACAACAACAACGGUCACAACAACAACCACACAAACAGCUGAAGCGGAUAAUCGACAUCACAACGAUAUGCACGACGAGAGAAUGAAGGACAAUCACUCCGAUUCGGAUUCGGCACUCUCAUCAGCGCCACCAUCCAUAAGUCCACAGCCGCCGCCAGCUGGGCUGGACACAGCUGAUAUUUGGCAAAUGAUUCGCACCUACAGCACUGAUUUGCAAAAACUGCAAAAGGAUAAUGAAAUCUUGCAGAAGGAAAACGAACAUUUACAUGCGGAGCUGAAUUUGGCCAAGGAGCAUAUACUCGAUGCCGAAAAAACCAGCAUGGAUAUCAACAAUAAUGCCAAAUUACAACAACUCAUGGCACGUGUGAAACAACUCGAGGAGCAGGAACAUCAAUUGAGCACGGAGGCGGAUGAGUUGCGCGAACAAAAUGAACUGUUGGAAUUCCGGAUACUCGAAUUAGAGGAAACGAAUGAUAAGUGGUCUGUGCAGAGCCAUACAACAGCUUCGACCACAUCACAAACUGCCACACCCCCGACCGUAAAGAACGUUUGGGCGAAUCAGGAAGAUCCCAUGCAGCUGAUUUUUGGACAAUGUGGAAAUGGUGACGCAAGCGGUGAUUCCCUCAUCACAUCGCCAAAUAAUCAGCAGCAUGCGGAAAAUGAAAUCAAUCUGAUUGAUCCUGCCAAUGAAGAGUUACGUCGCCGGAUUUCACAAAUGUUGCAAAAGUCUAUUCUCGAUAGCGAGGACAGGGACUGUCUGCAGCAGCUCAUUCGAUUGGUGCAACAUUUGGAUUUGAUGGCGCAACGCAGCGAAACCAAUUCGCUGAAUACCAACUCGUGUUCGAGUGAUGAGGCCAGCAGCUUGGAUUUGGUAAGCGAAGAUUAUUGCACUGAUCUCUCUGCAUAUUUAGUACAUCCACUUGAGCGCCAACAUUUUGCUUGACACGGCUACUCUGUUCGACAUUUGCGUGUUUACAUCUGACUUUUUUCCACAUACGCGAUUG
Molecule: messenger RNA, 1546 nt
Organism: Rhagoletis zephyria (snowberry fruit fly)
Lineage: Eukaryota; Metazoa; Arthropoda; Insecta; Diptera; Tephritidae
Product: rhoGEF domain-containing protein gxcJ-like
Source: RefSeq, a predicted model, not a curated record